AAAAAAUAUUUGUCUAUCAACAGUGGAUCAAUUUGUGUUUGACGAAGUAUUGCUUUGAUUGUUUCAGUCAAGUUUUAGUUUUAAAGUUGAUACUUUGAGUUAACAAAUUUUACAAUGGGUAAUUCCUUUGGACAUAUCUUCGAGAAUGCCUAUAACUUAUAUAUGCACCCCGAUAUUACACCUAGUCCUUUAGAUGAGCCUAGUUACGAUCCAAAUUUUGGAUUUCCUAAUGGUCGUGUCGAAAGAGUUUCAAAGGCAACUAAAGAAGAACUGAUCUCUGCUAAAGUACCACUUAAUAAACGUGAUUAUUGUGCACAUUUAGGGAUUGCAUAUAAAGCUUGUAGGAAAGACCAUUGGCCAUUUGCUGUGAAAUGUUCGCAUGAGAAACAUGCUUAUCUAAAUUGUGAAUAUGAAGACUUUGUUCUUCGUAUGAAGGAAUAUGAGCGCGAAAGAAGACUACGUGUAAAGUGUGGACCUCCAGUUAUUGAAACACCUGCUUAAAAGUAGCAACUCGUAGUUACCAGAGUAGAUUAUUUAAAAUUGUAAAAUAAGACACCUGUUUACAUUAAAUUAAUUUGUUCUAUAA
Agrilus planipennis (emerald ash borer) is the source of this 586-nucleotide messenger RNA. RefSeq names its product NADH dehydrogenase [ubiquinone] 1 beta subcomplex subunit 7. The record is from RefSeq and is a predicted model, not a curated record. Lineage: Eukaryota; Metazoa; Arthropoda; Insecta; Coleoptera; Buprestidae. The coding region runs from base 115 to 501 and encodes 128 amino acids. The transcript is spliced from 3 exons. Gene Ontology annotation, cellular component: mitochondrion.